AUGAGCUUUGAUCAAACUGGCAGGCAUUCUCGCAGUAGAUCUCCCCGUUCUCCAUACGAUUUUACCUCCUAUCCUCUCAAGAUAGGUAUUCCCUUAGAGCAUGCAAGCCAAAUCAGCGACCCUGAGCUCAUCAAUCGCAUUCGCAGCGAUACCAAGGUUGACAUCAGCUUUAUGGACAAAGUUCCCGGCUUUGACGAAGCAUUGGUUUCUAUUGAAUCAAAUUCAGUAUCUUCAAAAAUCAAUGCAAUGAGCAUGGUGAUUUUUACUUACCCUAUUUUUUAAAAAAAUUUUAUAUAAGGAAAAUUGAUUUAUUUACAAAUAUAAAAAAAAAUAAAAAUAUAAUGGAAAUUAGAUAAUUGACGAACUGGCAGGAUUAAAAGACUAUUCAGAAUUCACCACCACCAUUUUAAUCCCUGACGCUGCAGUUUCUUCAAUCAUCGGCAGAAGUGGUCAACAAAUCCAAGCAAUUCAAAGACAAUCUGAUGCAAAUGUAUCGGUCAUCGAUAAAGCGUCAAGCUUGAAAGAUAGAAUUAUCAAAAUAAAAGGAAGACCUAACAAUAUUAAAGACGCUGCUGAAAAGAUAUAUAGAAUUGUCAUGGAAAGGAAAAUAAGCUCGCCAAGAAGAGAAAGAAAGCCUCCAAGUCCUGUCAAAAGAGUGAAUUUUAUAUAGAUUGAAGGGCCGAGCCUUAAUUUUCUUUUACCAUCAGAUAUUGCGAGCUCUAUUGUGAGAAGAGCUAGAAGCGAUUUUAAUCUAGAAGCCUUCACUGGCAAAGAAGUGGGAAAUUCAGAAACUAUAGCUGUAAGUAAAAUUUAUGCUGAAAACUAACUUUAGACGGUAAAAGGCGCCCCAGCUGAUAUAGAAGAUGCGAUUUUUGAGUUUAUCUUGGGGCUGAGAGAGUUAAAUGACGCGUUCAAGCUUGUAGUUGAUACAGAAAGCUCACUAGGCUCGACAUGUAAAGUUUACUUAAUCCCCAUUAAUUUUUCUAUAAACUAGCAAAAUAGCUAAAUUUUUUUAAUUAAAUUUAUAUAUAAAAAAUUUUUCUUUCCAAAUUUAAAUUUGUAAAUAUUUGAAAUCAAAAAUCUAUAUUAUUGCUCAUGCGUCGAAUUAUUAUUUUUAAAAAAACUUCAAUUAAAAAUUUACCCUAGGGUUAAUUUUCGGAUUUUCUUAAUAAUUUUGCUCUCUCUAGCGAAGGGGGAGCUAGCCUUUAUUAAUGAUCUGUCAGAUAAAUUCACAACUGCGACUAUUAGAAUUGAAAGAGCUGGAGAUAAAAAAAUUAUCAUUAUAAGUGGGUCUAACUCUCCUAUGAUAGGCUUUAUUAUAUUUAACAGUAACCUUUAUUAGUUUCCAAAAAUUGCAUAUAAUAAUUUUCCACAUUUUUGAAAUAUUCCAGCAUUUUAUAUAAUAAAAUCUCAAAACUAAUAUGUAAAUUUUUAUUAAUAAAAAUAAAUAUUACCUAUAUUAGUUUAGAGGAGUAAGAGAACUAAAGAAGACAUUAUUCGGACUUUUAUAGUCAAAUUAGAGAGCAAAAGGCAUAGAACCCCUGAUCGAAGAUCGCCUAGAAGCUCUCAUGGAAGAGGUGAAUCUCCAAGAAGAAAAUACCAAUCAUCCAUCAAUGUAACCAUUCCUGAUAUGCUUGUUGCAAGAUUAAUCGGAAAAGGAGGAGAAAACGUCAAAAGUAUCAUGAAUAAAACAGGGUGCAAUAUUUCCUUCCAGAAACCAGAAACUAGUGAUGUAAAAACGCCUGAUGGAGUUCCUGCUAGAAUUUGCACGUUUAAAGGGACACCUUCAUCAAUUGCAGAUGGGGUAAAAAUAUUGCUUGACCAAGUUAUUUCUUUAGCUCGGCAAUAA
Blepharisma stoltei is the source of this 1849-nucleotide messenger RNA. The record is from the annotation of a GenBank genome assembly. NCBI's taxonomy places the organism in Eukaryota, Ciliophora, Heterotrichea, Heterotrichida, Blepharismidae.